This is a messenger RNA of Acomys russatus (golden spiny mouse), 2398 nucleotides long. It is a transcript of the gene Klhdc8a, whose product is annotated as kelch domain containing 8A. Gene Ontology annotation, molecular function: protein binding. Bases 520 to 1572 code for a protein of 350 amino acids. The record is from RefSeq and is a predicted model, not a curated record. The transcript has 5 exons. Lineage: Eukaryota; Metazoa; Chordata; Mammalia; Rodentia; Muridae.
GCGGGGAGCCGGCAUCCUCCGGCCCUGGCUCGGCUUCUAGCGGCCUCUUCGCCUGCGCCGGUGACGGCGGCGUGCGGGCCGGGAAGGGCAGGGCGCGCUGUCCUCCACUCCGCAGCUGCCAGGCAGGCGGUGAAAGCCUCGCGCGGGUGCGGGCGCCGCCCGGGAGCUAGUGCGGGGCAAACGCGGCGCCCACGCGCUGCGGGGUGAGCUCCGCGCUCUCAGGGACCGGACUGGGAAGGGGCGCAUCUUGCAAAGUUGACCCACGGCGGGCUACCGCCGGCGUCCUGCUGCCCUAGAUUCUCCUGGUUCUGCCCGCGGAACCAGGCGUGGAAGUCGCCGCCCCGCUGACACCCGAGGGACCGGGAGAAGCCAGCGGGCGUCGGCGGGAGCCCGCGCAGCGCGAGAUGGAGGCUGCUAGAAGGGACUCGCUGGCCGGCGCCGUGUAGCCCGCUGGCCCCGGGGCUGGACCUUGCCCGGACGUUGUCGGGGAGCGCGAGCAGGGCCCUUCCCCGGGCUGCUAUGGAGGUACCCAAUGUCAAGGACUUCCAGUGGAAGCGUCUUGCUCCACUGCCUAGCCGCAGGGUCUACUGCUCACUGCUGGAGACCGGGGGUCAGGUCUAUGCCAUCGGGGGAUGUGAUGACAAUGGCGUCCCCAUGGACUGCUUCGAGGUCUACUCCCCCGAAGCCGACCAGUGGACCUCCCUGCCCUCCUUGCCCACAGCACGGGCUGGGGUAGCGGUUACUGCCCUAGGAAAGCGGAUUAUGGUGAUCGGGGGCGUGGGCACCAAUCAACUGCCUGUGAAGGUCGUGGAAAUGUACAAUAUCGAUGAAGGCAAGUGGAAGAAGAGGAGCGUCCUGCGCGAGGCUGCCAUGGGCAUUUCUGUCACAGCCAAAGAUUACCGAGUGUACGCCGCAGGUGGGAUGGGCCUGGACCUUCGUCCACACAACUACUUGCAACACUAUGACAUGCUAAAGGACAUGUGGGUGUCCCUAGCACCCAUGCCCACCCCAAGAUAUGCUGCCACCUCCUUCCUCCGGGGAUCCAAGAUCUAUGUGCUGGGGGGUCGGCAAUCUAAGUAUGCGGUCAAUGCAUUUGAGGUCUUUGACAUAGAGUCUCGGUCCUGGACCAAGUUCCCCAACAUUCCCUGUAAGCGGGCUUUCUCCAGCUUUGUGACCCUGGAUAACCACUUGUACAGCCUGGGGGGCCUACGACAAGGUCGACUCUACCGGCAGCCCAAGUUCCUCCGGACGAUGGAUGUGUUUGACACGGAACAGGGAGGAUGGCUGAAGAUGGAACGCUCAUUCUUCCUCAAGAAGCGCCGGGCAGACUUCGUGGCUGGAGGUCUGAGUGGACGGGUCGUAGUGGCUGGGGGACUUGGAAACCAGCCCACUGUCCUGGAGACAGCUGAAGCAUUCCACCCAGAGAAGAAAAAGUGGGAGGCCCUCCCACCCAUGCCCACGCCCCGCUGUGCCUGCUCCAGCAUUGUCUUCAAGAACUGCCUCCUAGCUGUGGGGGGUGUCAGCCAGGGUCUGAGCAAUGCAGUGGAGGCGCUGUACGUCUCUGACUCCUAGCUGGCUGGAGCAGCGCUUUUGCCUGGACCUUAUCACUCCGAGACUCCUGACCUGAGGAACAGAUCUCACCAAAGCAGUUUGGGCCACUUCCUCAGUCUCCAACUCUUGUUAAGAGCCAGUGGGGUCAAGCCCUGAGGCUCUCAGUGACCUCCCUCUGAACUCCCAAUCCCAGAAAGGUGAAGAAAGCAUGGCUGACUCCUCUAGUCAGUUAGAGCUGGGCUGUGGACUGGGGAGGAGGAGCCUCAUAUAGCGCUCAGACACAGAAAGGCACAUGAAUGCACCUGCCUUUCACCUACCUCCUGGGGUAAAGGGCAGUUGCCACCCAGAAGGGGAGCUGUUGUUGCCCUUCCCCAUCUCUGAGGUAGUCUGAGGGUCAUGAGAAAAACUAAUGAAGGACAGGGUACCCCCAACCCUUUGUUUCUCUUUGGUUGACAUCCAUUCCCCCAUAUUGAACUCAGCUGUGGGCCUGUUCCAGCUCUCACCUACUUAUCAGGAAUUGAACUUGAAAUUUAGGCAUUGGGUAGGAAGGAAGCCAGGGGCUCCCACACCCCUCAGGCCAGCAGAAAGGACCCUUCCUAGUAGGAUCUUGUUGGGCAUGUGAUGACAAGGUGUUACUAUCUUCUGCAUUCUGCCUUCUGCCACCCUCUCCUGGACCCAAGGCCUGCCCAUCCCGUGCCCAAGCACUCUCAGAGUGUUUCUGGGUAAACCGCAUUUACACUGUGGCUUCCAAAUCCACAAAGGGUGGAUUAGUUGCACUCUGGUUAAUAACAGCAGCACAAUGGUUGGCAUCUUUACUCCUGUCUUCUUUGGACCCUGGACACAGGGC